CCCAGGUCAUCGUAAAAGGAGCAGACCCACAGCUUUUGGCUGUUAGAUAGCUAUCCAGCUAACUUUACAUCUAGCUAUGCCUGGAAAAUGUAAAUUCCAAGACUCCUGGCUGUCAAAGGACGCUUUCAAAGACUGGCUGAUGAAGGACGCCCAUGACAUUCACUUCGCUCGAUGUAGGGCCUGUUGUAAAUCAAUCAAACUUCAGACCAUGGGCGAGGCUGCUCUCACUAGCCACGCAGGGGGAGCUGGUCACAAAGCAGCGGUCCGUAAGCUGCUGGAAGGUAAUUUAAUAAAUGACAGCGGGCAGUUGAACGGCAGUGACAAUCGGGGAGAAGACAGCAAGGAACAAGUGGCCAUCUGCAUCCAGCGUGACGCCUUGGACAGAAUUACAGGCAGCGAAUGGUCAGAUCAGCGCCACAGUCCCACCACAAACUCCACCUCCCACAAUGCAGAGCUGCAGGAUGUGACAUUUCCUGCUGCCUACUUCACAGCUCCAGGCACCUCCAGGCUCAUUGGCCAGCGUUUUCACCAGUCAGACAUCGAGACAGAAGACACCAGCCACCACCUUGCUCACCAUGACCCUCUGGACUUAACGAGACUGGAGCAGCAGCAGCAAAUGAGGAUCCUGGAGUGGGAGAACAGGAUGAAGGUGCUGGCGUGGGAACAGGAGCUGGUAAGGGAGAAGAGGAGAGCAGCCCGGCAGGAGGAGAGAGCUUUCAGGAUGAAGAAGGCUUACUACAAGGCCAAGCUAAAGAGACUGGGUGAGGAUGUGCCACCAUCUUCCUCCAGCAGUAGCGAUGAAGAGGAGAAAGUAACUCAUGUGAACAGCUGAUUUGUUUUAAGUUUUUUAGUACUUGUUCAUUGUAUUGUUUUAUCUAAAUGCCAUAGAACUAUUGAUAUUUUUUCAUAGAUUUAUAGAAAUUCUUGUUAUCCUCCACUAUUGAGUAAAAUAUUAGCUUUGGUUCUUUGUUUUAGUUAUUUCAGUGCCUAAAAUCAUUGUUUCAAACAAGAGCCAAACGCUAGUCAGCUCCAACUGGGAGUCUCCAGCAUGACUGGACCAGGGCUGAAACAUUGGAAACUAAGACAAGCCGACUCUGUGGAGCUGCUACUGCAGAUAAAAUGUCCUGGUUUGCUCAGAGGUGACUUGCUCGGUGGUUCCUGUGUGGAAAUGCCAAACAAACAAGAACUGAACUAGGUCUCACUUGACUGAAAUGAAGAAUGAAUUUCUCAAAGUCAGAGGGGUUGAAGUUUUACAAAAGGACCACCGAAAAAUGGCACACAAUAGAAAUACAUGUAAAAACUACUUUGAAUGCUUUAUCUAUCUAAAAAAAUCUAAAGGACAAUGACUGUUUUAUCUGUAAUUUAUCACAUUGUGUAUUCAGUAUUCAAAAUGAAAAGAUAUUCUUUAAAAGUAAAACUUUAUUAUAGCUUAUUUAAAAGAUUGACCUGAGCUUCUGACAAAUAUAGAAAGUAUAUUCAUAAGUGGACAGUUUUCUAUCAGAUAUUGGUAGUGCAUGCUAACCUAAGCAUGUAUGCUUUUAACUUUUUUUUAUGUAAAUCAGUGCAUUUUGGUAGAACCCUGAAUAAGUGAGUAUGAUGACACUUGCUAAUUUUAUCAGCAUGCGAUUGUUUUUGCAUCUUUUAUGACAGUAAUCAGCUUGAAUAUUCUGUUGUCACGACUUCUCUUUGAGGCCUUUCAGCUGGCCGCUGGUCUGCUAUUGUUCAGCCGUGAGAGCUGCUGAGGUCCAGCAACAGUACAGGGCAAAAAUAUUCACGUUUUUGAUUGGGUUAACAUCAUGGCUCUCGACAGAUUGGUCAACUUUUCACACUAUUUAGAAACAUAUUUAAUUAUGGGUCUUAUUUUAAAAAACGGCCUGUACUGCGACCAUUUAGUUUGUGUUUUUGCUUUGUGAUUUCCCAUAAUGGAGUGAGUUUGGGCUUUCGUGGCAAAAGUGUUCCACAGUAAAAGAUGUUCGGGACUUGGGAGCAUUGUUGUGAAAUGAAAUAUUGUUUUAUUGUAUUUUUAUUUGUCUUAAGUUUUCAUUAACUGGCCUAUAAAGAGUCUUGAGAUAACAUUGAGUUUGUUUUUACAGCAAAUAACCAAAUGACAAACCCAACAAUCAGAUAUAAGUCACUGUAAUAAACAUGCUGCAGCCUCAAGAUAUUUUCUUUUCAGAUAUUUGUGCAUGACAGAUGUGCUGCUGUGGUAAGUCAUAUCUGUUUUCUAAAGAGGACGGAGCACAGUUUUAUCAGGUCUCCUUUUAAAAAUUCCCACACUUUGGAGAAUUUUUGUCCAAACUUUUUUGAAUGUAUUUCAUUUUUAUACCCCCAAUGUGGUAGCUGUAAUUAUUGGGAAUGGACUUGCGUUAGCAUGCUACACAAAUAACUAAAAUCACAUAGUUGGUAGAAUUGAUUGCAUCAUUGCGGUCCAGGUCUACUUGAAAUAAAUGCAUUAAUAAGGCUAAAGAGUUUUGAAUUUGCAAUCUUUUAAAUUUAAACCUCAGAUCUGAAUCUAAGACAACAUCCAGAUUUCUAACAUCAGAUUUAACUCACGUUACUGAACAAUAUUUUCCUUUUGGUCUGAGGUAAUCAUGUAUUGUCUGUUGGUUUGGCUGAGUGUGUUUUGAGUUAUUCCACUGUGACCCCCACUCAUUAUGUACAAUACACUUGAUUUUACGGACAGAUUAUUUAUAUUCUGCAUUCCAUUAAAAUUCACCUAC
Molecule: messenger RNA, 2720 nt
Organism: Melanotaenia boesemani (Boeseman's rainbowfish)
Lineage: Eukaryota; Metazoa; Chordata; Actinopteri; Atheriniformes; Melanotaeniidae
Gene: fsbp
Exons: 4
Coding region: 77-832 (251 amino acids)
Source: RefSeq, a predicted model, not a curated record